GCCCGACCUCCCCCUCCGCUUUCCACACACACAGCCACCCCGCCCCGCCCCGCCGUGGCCCGAGUUGUCCUGCCUCCCCACAAUGGCACCUGCCCCAAAAUAGCUCCCCAUGUGAGGACGAGAGAAAGGAAGAGAUUAGACCCCCUCCCUGGAUGGAGAAAGAGAAGGAGGGGAGGGGAGGGGCGCCAUCAAGUGACCUGUGAAGCAUCGGGAAGACCGCGCCAUGGGGCUCAGCGACGGGGAGUGGCAGCUGGUGCUGAGCGUCUGGGGGAAAGUGGAGGCUGACAUCCCUGGCCAUGGGCAGGAAGUCCUCAUCAGGCUCUUCAAGGGUCACCCUGAGACCCUGGAGAAGUUCGACAAAUUCAAGAACCUGAAGUCGGAGGAUGAGAUGAAGGCGUCGGAAGACCUGAAGAAGCACGGCGUCACCGUGCUCACAGCCCUGGGGGGCAUCCUCAAGAAGAAGGGGCAGCAUGAGGCCGAGAUCAAGCCCCUGGCGCAGUCGCACGCCACCAAGCACAAGAUCCCCGUCAAGUACCUGGAGUUCAUCUCGGAAGCCAUCAUCCAGGUUCUGCAGAGCAAGCACUCCGGGGACUUCGGCGCCGACGCCCAGGGAGCCAUGAAGAAGGCCCUGGAGCUGUUCCGGAACGACAUGGCCGCCAAGUACAAAGAGCUGGGCUUCCAGGGCUGAGCCCCGGCCGCCCGCCCCGUCCGCCUGCCCGCCGGGAGGGCGGGGCCUCAUCUCGCGUAGCUGUAGAGUUUGCUUUUGCGUCCGCUUUGUGGAGGGGGGGUGGGCGGGAGAGGCCGAGCGGCUGGGGCUGGGG
Molecule: messenger RNA, 821 nt
Organism: Carlito syrichta (Philippine tarsier)
Lineage: Eukaryota; Metazoa; Chordata; Mammalia; Primates; Tarsiidae
Gene: MB
Product: myoglobin
Exons: 4
Coding region: 224-688 (154 amino acids)
Biological process (GO): oxygen transport
Cellular component (GO): extracellular exosome
Molecular function (GO): heme binding; oxygen binding
Source: RefSeq, a predicted model, not a curated record